Ceratosolen solmsi marchali is the source of this 2045-nucleotide messenger RNA. Its product is annotated as cationic amino acid transporter 4. The coding region runs from base 27 to 2030 and encodes 667 amino acids. Gene Ontology annotation, molecular function: amino acid transmembrane transporter activity. The record is from RefSeq and is a predicted model, not a curated record. Gene Ontology annotation, cellular component: plasma membrane. NCBI's taxonomy places the organism in Eukaryota, Metazoa, Arthropoda, Insecta, Hymenoptera, Agaonidae. The transcript is spliced from 9 exons. Gene Ontology annotation, biological process: transmembrane transport; amino acid transport.
CCAGCGAGGGAGAACGACUUUUAGAGAUGCCGUCAGUUAGGCGAAUGAUAUUAAGUCACGUUAUGUCGGGGAUGUGUGCGAAAAUUAAUCGAAAGAAGCAGUUGCAAGGUGACGUCAUGGAUACGCCGCUGAAACGAUGUCUAUCCACUUUCGACAUUACUCUUCUUGGGAUCGGACAUAUGAUUGGUGCUGGGAUUUAUGUUUUGGCUGGUCCUGUUGCUCGUGAUAUUGCUGGACCUGGCGUAAUUUUGAGCUUUUUAUUAGCGGGUUUAGCAUCGUUAUUAGCUGCUCUUUGUUAUGCUGAAUUUGGCGCCAGAGUACCAAAAGCUGGAAGUGCUUAUGUAUAUGCUUAUGUUUCCGUUGGUGAAUUUUGGGCAUUUGUUAUUGGUUGGAAUAUCAUUUUAGAGCACAUGAUAGGUGCAGCGUCGGUGGCUCGGGCCUGGAGUGGUUACGUGGACUCCCUGUCCGGUCGAACAAUCAGUAAUCUGACGAGGUAUCUCAUAGGGGGUUACAGCGUCGAUGAGUCAAUUGGUAAUGUCCCCGAUCCUGUCGCUGCUGUUCUCUGCCUCGUUUACGCCUUCCUGCUCGCGAUGGGCGUCAAGUGCUCCGCUGCAAUCAACUCCCUCCUGACGAUGGUCAACCUUGGGAUCAUGGGUCUCAUUGUUGUGCUCGGUUUCUAUCAGGCCGAUCUUUCCAACUGGAACUACAGAGAAAACGGCUUUUUACCUUACGGCAUUACUGGCGUUUUCGCUGGGGCUGCUACUUGCUUCUACGCCUUCGUCGGCUUUGAUUCGAUAGCAACUUCAGGCGAAGAAGCUCGCGAUCCUAGUCACAGUAUACCGCGUGCUACGGGAUUCUCAAUGGCCAUCGUCACCAUGGGCUACAUUCUCGUUAGCGCGGCUCUCACUUUGAUCGAGCCCUACUCGAAGAUUAGUCGUACCGCUGCUCUGCCCGAAGCUUUCUCCUCCAAAGGAAUCCCGUGGGCAAAAUACGUUAUAAGCGUGGGUGCUCUUUGUGGUAUGACGACGACCCUUUUUGGCUCGCUCUUUUCCCUGCCACGCACCAUGUACUCAAUGGCGAGCGAUGGCUUACUAUUUGGUUUCCUGGCGCGCGUGAGCAAACGCACUCAAGUGCCCAGUGUCAAUCUCGCGAUAAGCGGCGCCGUGAGCGGUCUCAUAGCUCUCCUCUUUGAUAUUGAUCACCUUGUCGAGUUCAUGUCGAUCGGCACCUUCCUUGCUUAUACCAUCGUCUCGGCGAGCGUGAUUGUCCUGAGAUAUAAGCCGCCACCGCUACCAUCCCAUGCCAUGGACAAUACCGUCUCCUCAGACACAGCGACACUCGCAAGCUCCUCGACUCACCAGCUAGUCUCGCCGGCCAAUACCGACCUCGCCCUCGACUCCAGCGACUGUAAUAGCAUGUGUACUUCCGUCGACUCGCAGCUCAUUCGAGGAUUUUGCACGGAUGGAAUAGGAAGAGUGAAACCGCGCUAUACAUGGCUUGCGAAUUUCCUUGGCAAUUGCAAUCCAGGAACCACCGUGACUACAUCUAUUAUAUUUUAUUCUGUUGCCUGCGUUUCACUAUGUUUACUAUUGGUAUUCUUAUCUCAAAAUACCUACUCACCGGCCUGGUGGGAUUAUAUAAUGUUAAUUAAUCUCAUCAUCAUUCUUAUAGCGAGUCUUUUAGUUAUCGCCGCACAUCAACAAAAUCCAGCUAAUCUAACUGGUCCCAGUUUUAGAGUUCCAAUGGUUCCACUUGUACCAGCUCUGAGUAUUCUUUUAAAUAUCAGUCUAAUGUUUCAUCUAUCUUUAUUAACGUGGUUACGGUUUUUUGUAUGGAUGAUAGUUGGUUUGCUGAUAUAUUUUUUAUAUGGAAUUCACUAUAGCAAGGAAGCCGUUGAUCCAAAUUCUUAUGCCGUUUUAAUGGAAACUACCGAGGCAGAAAGAGGUGCCAACUGGGGUUCCUGCAAUUUAAGGCUCAAUCGUAAAAACGACACCACACCAAUUCUUAACAGCGAUGAACUAUUGCAUUAAGAAAAAAUUCUUAUG